Lentinula edodes (shiitake mushroom) is the source of this 387-nucleotide messenger RNA. RefSeq lists its product as uncharacterized. Bases 1 to 387 code for a protein of 128 amino acids. NCBI's taxonomy places the organism in Eukaryota, Fungi, Basidiomycota, Agaricomycetes, Agaricales, Omphalotaceae. The transcript has a single exon. The record is from RefSeq and is a predicted model, not a curated record.
AUGGGUGCACUACCUAUUGCACAUGCUCGUACAUUGUUACUGCUUUAUCGACAUCACACAGAGUUUUCAAGCACAAAAGGAGAGUUGCAUGGUAUCCAAAAGGCAUUUCACCGUCUUGUAGCAUGGACAGGAAAAACUGUUGAUGGAAAGGACAAGCAAUAUGCAAUAGUUGAUGUGGAUUUGGAGGCUUUGAAAUUACUUGAAGGAAUGUUGUUUGAUAUAUCAGAAAAUGCAGGAGAGGCUGGGAAUCAACAAUGGGGUUUAGAUGCAGGUUCUCAUCUGCAAAACUGGAAUCCAUGGGCAGAGCUUGGUCCAGAAAACUACUGUACAACUAAACGUGAGGGUGAUGAUGAGAUUGAAUGUCAGGUAAAAUUUGUUCAAGUAUAG